AACCUAAGGAUAUUCACAGAAUCAAUAUAAGUUGUUGGGCGUCUUUGGUGCCUAAAACUCAUCUUUUACUGACCAAACUUGACGUCUCUGCCGGGUCAAGGGUUGGAAUUUAUUUAUCUCCCUUCCUCAAUUCUCCAAGAACUUGGCAUAAUCUCAUCGCUUGAUAAUCGAAAAGAAAAACACAAGCCCCAUUUUCCACAGACAGGUUGCUUGCAUAUCUAGGGCCUUUUUAAAUCCGCAACCCCAUCCAGACCGUAACAAGUGAUCGCAAAACCCUCUACUCUCCUCUGCCUCCCUCUACCUACUCUCCCUCCUCCACCCCCCACUACGCGACACAAUCCACCGCCGCUCAACACAUCAAAAUGGCGACACCUAACUCUUGGGAGGACGAUCCCGCUGCUCAGGAUGAGAACCUCGCUCAGCAGGCUCAGCAGCAGCUUAACAUGAACAACCCCGCCCCCGCGCAAGGAGGCUUCCGACCUGGCAUCGCCUCUUUCCAGCCUGGUGCUGCUUCAUUCCAGCCUGGCCAAGCAUAUGGAGGAUAUGCACCUCAAUACCAGCAGCAGCAGCAGCAGCAAUACUAUCAGCAAGGCUACUACCCUCAAUAUGGUGCUCAGCAGGGCUACAACCAGUACAACCAGGGUUAUGGUGGUUACAACAACCAAGGCUAUGCAGGUGGUGGCUAUCCCCAGUAUGGCCAACAACAGCAACAACAACCUCAGCAGCCCGCUGCUCCCACGAUUGCUCAACGGCCUGCCGCCGAUGCUCCCGCUGCUGCCCCCAGUCAGCCUGCUGCCGCUACCGCCCCUAAGCCCAAGGUGAUCAGCAUCAGCGGCGAUGCUUCCGGUCCCAAGCCCAAGACGAAGGUCCUCUCCAUCUCAGGAACCGGCGCUGCUACUCCCGUCAAGCAAGAAGAACCCCCCAAGGCUGAGCCUACCGAUAAGCCCGAGGCUGGUCAGAAGGCCGCAGCCGUAAAGGCCAUCGAGAAGACAGGCGAGAAGGCCGGUAAGGCUGCCACCGCUAAGACUUCUGGAAAGACCUCACCAAGCCCUGGCUCUGGUCGCAACAGUCCCACCGCUGGUGAGAAGAAGGCCGCCGCCCGAGAGGUUGAUGCCGUCGAAAAGGAGCAGGCCGCCGAUGUCGACCAGGAGACUCUCAAGGAAAUUUACGGCAAGGAGCACGUCAACAUCAUCUUCAUGGGACACGUUGAUGCCGGAAAGUCAACUCUUGGUGGUUCGAUCUUGUAUGCUACCGGUAUGGUCGACGAGCGAACCAUGGACAAGUACAAGAGGGAGGCCAAGGACUUGGGCCGCGAGUCUUGGUACCUGUCAUGGGUCAUGGAUCUUAACAAGGAGGAGCGAACACAAGGAAAGACCAUCGAGGUUGGCCGUGGUUUCUUCGAGACCGAGAAGCGUCGUUACAGUAUCCUCGAUGCCCCUGGCCACAAGAUGUAUGUCCCCAACAUGAUUGGAGGUGCCUCUCAGGCCGAUGUUGGUAUCCUGGUUAUUUCCGCCCGAAAAGGCGAGUACGAGACAGGUUUCGAGAGAGGUGGACAAACCCGUGAGCACGCCAUGCUGGCCAAGACACAGGGUGUCAACAAACUCAUCGUUGCCGUUAACAAGAUGGACGACCCCACCGUGGAGUGGUCUCACGAGCGAUACCAGGAGUGCACCACCAAGCUCGCUCAGUUCCUCAAGGGCACUGGCUAUAACCUCAAGACUGAUGUUUACUUCCUACCUAUCGCCGCUCAGCAAAUGAUGGGUAUCAAGACCCGCAUCCCCAAGGAUGUCGCUCCCUGGUGGGAUGGUCCCGCGCUGCUCGAGUAUCUUGACAGCAUGAAGGCUCUUGAACGCAAGGUCAACGCUCCUUUCAUGUUGCCCAUCAAUGGCAAGUACCGUGAUCUUGGUACGAUGGUGGAAGGCAAGAUUGAGGCUGGUGUUGUCAAGAAGGGUAUGAACAUGAUCAUGAUGCCCAACAAGACCAACGUAGAAGCUGCUGCCGUCUACGGCGAGCAGGAAGAGGAGGUUCAGCUAGCUCAGUGUGGUGACCAAGUGCGAAUAAGGCUCAAGGGUAUUGAGGAGGACGAUAUCUUGCCCGGAUUCGUGCUUUGCUCGCCAAAGAGACUGGUGCACACUGUCGCUGAAUUUGAAGCCCAGAUCCGUAUCCUGGAGCUCAAGAGUAUUCUGACUGCUGGCUUCAACUGCGUGCUGCAUGUCCACUCUGCCAUUGAGGAGGUAACAUUCGCAGCCCUUCUACACAAGCUUCAAAAGGGAACAAACCGCAAGAGCAAGAACCCCCCUACACACGCCAAGAAGGGCGACAGUAUCAUCGCUCGUAUGCAAGUGAUUGGCGGAGCAGGCGCUGUGUGCGUGGAGAAGUUCGAGGACUAUCCCCAGAUGGGUCGCUUCACCUUGCGAGACCAGGUAGGCUUUAUUCACCCCCAGCCCCAACACACCCAUUCCCCAUUCUACUGACCCCAUACUUUUGGGUGUCUCGUCCCCAGAUGGCCAAGAGACCACUGCCGUUAAGGCGUGGCGGCAAGAGUCAUAGGCAGUGCCUCAAUAUUCGGAUAUCAGAUAGCUAAUAUGAUAUACGCACAGGGACAAACCAUUGCUAUCGGCAAGAUUACGAAGCUCAUCUUCAAUGAGGCUUAAAUGAAUGAUGACUGUUUUCGAUCCGCGCACGAUUGCGAUUAUGUGAGACCAAACAGGUCACGCCAUGAGCAAAAAUACAGGGGACAUUUAAUGGACAUUCACCACCAUCUUCUUCACAAAUCAUCACGGUUUCGACGGCUUGGCGCUGGGGAAGUUAUGGGGUUACCAGGGACGCGGUGCCGGAAUUGUAUAGGAUGAUAGGAAGACCGCUUGUGUUGCCGCCAGAGGGACAUUGAAAAUGACGACACGAAAGAAGAGACAGUAGGCGAUAUUAUGAUGGAUGCCGUACAUUCUCUGUACUUCAAGUGUAUAUAGACAGGCAAGUGAGAAAACAAAAAAGGAGGAUGACGGGAAUCAUGAUACACUAUUUGCCUUGCUCAUGUGUGGUAUGGAUGGCGUCUUGAUGUAGCAAAUAAACCCUGACUAUCACACGUUCAAGAUAAAUGCUAUCUCUUGAAAGAGAGCUAAAAGCCAAACGUUGGGAACAAAGCUGUCUUUGAAAUAGAUAGACGAAAAGAACGACGUCCAUACAAGGGGACAGGAAACAUGGCAUGUGUGCUUAUAGUAGCCAUUCAUGGCGGUGAGACACAUCCAGGGUCAAAGCAACUGAGGUAAGAUCAUGAUACUGAGACAGGAGAAAGAAAAGUGAAAGAUGGACGAAAACAACAAACCGAGAAGUUAUCGUCCACCUGACGUCUGAGUCGAGAGGCAGCCCAUGAUUAGAGGAAAACUCAGAACCGGUGAAUCAUGUAAAGCACAGGCUCGGCAAGAGGAGAGAUUUCGCCGUCGUCUCUUUUGACACCCCUUAGAAAUCUGCAUGAAGUCACGAUAAUUGACAAU
Molecule: messenger RNA, 3494 nt
Organism: Fusarium odoratissimum NRRL 54006
Lineage: Eukaryota; Fungi; Ascomycota; Sordariomycetes; Hypocreales; Nectriaceae
Exons: 2
Coding region: 363-2474 (703 amino acids)
Biological process (GO): translation; nuclear-transcribed mRNA catabolic process, deadenylation-dependent decay; translational termination
Cellular component (GO): translation release factor complex
Molecular function (GO): GTP binding; GTPase activity; translation release factor activity
Source: RefSeq, a predicted model, not a curated record